AUGACGUCGCAGUACACGACUCGACGGAAUGGGUCCAUGGCAUUUUCGGCUCGUUCAAGUGCUUCGGUGACGACUUCCACCAAUGUUACAACGAGUCGAAACUAUCGACCAUUAGGUGUCGACUCCAUCGGUAUUGGACCUCUUCCUCCACUUAUUUUAUCAGUCGAAGAAGCCGAUCAGCUUGAACAUCUUGCACAUUCCGUCAUGAAACAAACGCUUACCGACUAUUUGCACUUUCGUGAAGUUCGUAAACGUCGAUUACUUGAUGAACAAUGGAAAGAAGUUCGUCGUCAUGAGAACCUCGUGGCAUUUAAAGAACGAGAUUCAUGGCGACAACAACAUCAGACUUUGUCGACACCUGAUGGACGUCUUGAACCGGUGAUUUCUAAAACUUCCGUGCCUACAGUGUUAGUACUUGGAUCUCUUCAAGGAACCCUGGACGACGAAAUGUAUGGAAUGCACAUUGACAGCGACAAUGCCGCGAAAUUACGAUCAUCGUACAUUCACGAUCAAGUUCAUGAUUUCCGUCUAUUGACACGGAUUCGAGGAGCUACAAAAGAUGACCCCUUUCGUUUCUGUGGCGUCACAUGGGCAGAUUUAGGGCAUACUGGCUACGGUCCAUUUGCAAAGAAACGUGAUUAUUGUGUCGUCAUGUCCAUGGGAGUCACGACGACUGGACGUAAAGAACGGAUUGGAUACUACGUUGUUCAUUCAGUAGGCGUGACUUUGAAUGGUCCAAUGGGUAGAAGCACGCAACUUGGACUCGAAAGUUCUACCAACACGACUUGCAACUAUAUUCGAGCAAAAAGUUCCAUGUGCUGGCUGAAAUGUGAACUACCUAAUGGUAACGUUGAGCUCUACAUGCAGGGCUUCUUUGCACCAAUGGGUAGUAUCCCAGAGUUUGCGGCUGUCAAUGCAGCUCUCACUGCCGCCUUUGGACUUGCACAGACUAGCGAUACUGCCUAUUCAAAGAAAAUCCGCUGGAUGCUACACGAUUCAGUGCGAUCAACACGUCGCAGAUUGGUAUCGUUGUCGGCGGAGAAUUGUGUCGGACGUUGCAAACCGUAUUUUGGUGUGACUAAGAAGCGAAAACUUGGAUGCUGCUUUAUCUGUCGAGCGUUGGUCUGUAGUUCCUGUCGGACUAUACGCAAAGUAACAGUAGACGUGGCAACUGACAGUGUUGUUCAGCAAACACGUUGCUGUAUUUGCUUACUCUGUAUGGCAUAUGCCAAACAGAUUAGUGCUGAAGUGUUCGCGGUGAGAGAAAUGGCCAUGUCACGUACCCGAAACUAUCCGACACUUAGUACCUAG
This is a messenger RNA of Peronospora farinosa, 1311 nucleotides long. NCBI's taxonomy places the organism in Eukaryota, Oomycota, Peronosporomycetes, Peronosporales, Peronosporaceae. The record is from the annotation of a GenBank genome assembly.